CCACUAGCACUACAGCGCAGAAGACGGGAGUUGGCAGAUUUGGUGCUGCUGGACUGUCAGAAGGGGAGCAAGGGUGGCUACGUUAAUGCAAUGCCGAAUAAAACGAAAAAAGAUAAGGACACCCCCAAGUCUGGUAAAGUCGGGAAAACUGGAGCACAAGAGAAUUCAGAACAUGAGGGCUCCAACAGGAAGGGCAGUAACAGUGUUCCUCCCACCACUCAGCUGCUGAAGGGGAAGCAGCCAGGAGCCCAGACCCCGGUCAAGAAGGACAAGAGGCAGAGCUCGUCCCGGUUCAGCCUCAGCAACAACAGGGAGCUGCAGAAACUGCCUGCAUUCAAAGACGUCCCCCCCGCCGAGCAGGAGAAGCUCUUCAUCCAGAAGCUCAGACAGUGUUGCGUGCUCUUUGACUUCCUGUCCGACCCGCUGAGCGACCUGAAAUGGAAGGAGGUGAAGCGGGCGGCGCUGAGCGAGAUGGUGGAGUACAUCACCCACAACAGGAACGUCAUCACAGAGCCCAUCUACCCAGAGGUGGUGCACAUGUUUGCAGUGAACAUGUUCAGGACGCUGCCGCCGUCCUCCAACCCCACGGGCGCCGAGUUCGACCCCGAGGAGGACGAGCCCACGCUGGAGGCUGCAUGGCCGCAUCUACAGCUCGUCUACGAGUUCUUCCUGCGGUUCCUCGAGUCGCCCGACUUCCAACCUAAUGUAGCCAAGAAGUACAUCGACCAGAAGUUUGUAAUGCAGCUGCUGGACCUGUUUGACAGUGAAGACCCUCGGGAACGAGACUUCCUGAAGACCACUUUGCACCGCAUCUACGGCAAGUUCUUAGGCCUGCGCGCCUACAUCAGGAAACACAUCAACAACAUCUUCUACAGGUUCAUCUAUGAAACGGAACAUCAUAAUGGAAUAGCAGAACUAUUGGAAAUAUUAGGAAGCAUAAUCAAUGGGUUUGCCUUACCAUUGAAAGAGGAGCACAAGAUUUUCCUGUUGAAAGUUCUGUUGCCUUUACACAAAGUCAAGUCUCUCAGUGUGUACCACCCCCAGCUGGCAUACUGUGUUGUGCAGUUUCUGGAGAAGGAUAGCACUCUCACAGAGCCGACAGUGAUGGCUCUGCUGAAGUACUGGCCCAAGACCCACAGCCCCAAGGAGGUGAUGUUCCUUAACGAGCUGGAGGAGAUCCUGGACGUGAUCGAACCCAGCGAGUUCGUCAAGGUCAUGGAGCCCCUCUUCAGACAGCUGGCCAAGUGUGUCUCCAGCCCGCACUUCCAGGUGGCAGAGAGAGCUCUCUACUACUGGAACAAUGAGUACAUCAUGAGCCUGAUCAGUGACAACGCGGCCAGGAUCCUGCCUAUCAUGUUCCCCUCGCUCUACCGUAACUCUAAGAGCCACUGGAACAAAACAAUCCACGGGUUGAUCUACAAUGCUCUGAAGCUCUUCAUGGAGAUGAACCAGAAGCUGUUUGAUGACUGCACUCAGCAGUUCAGAGCAGAGAAGAACAAAGAGAAGGCCAAGUGGAAAGAGAGGGAAGAUGCGUGGAUCAAGAUAGAGGAUCUGGCCAAGUCCAACCCUCAGUUCCUGGUGUUCGUGGACCCAUCAGGCCUGGGCAGCCCAGUGGACAUGGAGACUGACGGCCCCAUGCUGGAGGACGUCAACAUGCUGAAGAAGACCGUCCAGGAGGAAGCAACGCAGAUCCAGGGGGACCAGAGGAAAGAGCGUCCGAUGGUGCGCAGGAAGUCCGAGCUGCCCCAGGACGUCUCCACCGUCAGCGCCCUGGAGACGCACCGGAGGGCCGAGGAAAUGCUCACCCCGCAGGACGCAGUCUAGACACCCACACACACCCCGAGACACCCAGAGAGCCGUCCCACCGGCCCCACACUGACCAACACUGGCCAGCCCAGACCAGCCCAGACCAGCCCAGACCGGCC
Molecule: messenger RNA, 1925 nt
Organism: Hypomesus transpacificus
Lineage: Eukaryota; Metazoa; Chordata; Actinopteri; Osmeriformes; Osmeridae
Gene: ppp2r5cb
Product: protein phosphatase 2, regulatory subunit B', gamma b
Exons: 16
Coding region: 91-1824 (577 amino acids)
Biological process (GO): signal transduction; protein dephosphorylation
Cellular component (GO): nucleus; protein phosphatase type 2A complex; cytosol
Molecular function (GO): protein phosphatase activator activity
Source: RefSeq, a predicted model, not a curated record